AUGUCCACCAACUGGACGACGUACGUGUCAUUCGCGAUCGACAGACCAGACAAUCAAGACAAUUUGGCUUUCUACGCUUCCCGACCGUUGAGGAGGCGGAAGAGUUCAUGGACCGCAAUUAUCCUGUUCUCUACCUCUAUGGUGAUGGCGAAAAGUCUAACGGAGAUGCUUCAAAAGUUCGAAUCACUUUCGGUCGUGAGCGAAAAGAGACCCAUCGGGCAGAAGACUCGGAUUGGACGUGUCCAAAUUGCAACAUCAACAACUUCUCAACGCGAAAUCGAUGCUUCAGAUGUCAAGCGUUCAGACCUGGCCUUUACUUACAAACCUCCAGAACCAGGUUUUGACGCUCCGGUGAAAGCAGUAAACGUUGGUGAUAACGAUACGUCCGCUGACAAUACUCCAUCACAAUUUUUGCUUCUGCGUAGACUGGAACCAUCGGUUACUGAGGAGUUACUGGUCAAGGGAGUGUCGAAACUGAACAAACCGAGUUCGACGGCCGUGCAGAAGGACGAAGCCCCAGGAAAGAAAGGUGCGAAAGUCGCUUCCACUACUGGUGAUGCGAAUCUCGGCGCUAAAGAAGGCACACUCCGACGAGUUUUGCUUGUUCGGGACCGACGAAGCAAUGAAAGCUGGAGGUAUGGUUUCGCGGAAUACGCGUCGAUGGAAGAUGCACAAGCUGCACUGACGAGGUACAAUUCCUUUGACCGAUUCACGAUCGCUUCCAAGCAGGUUCUCGUCAGCUACAUCCACGCUGGAGUGUUUGUCCCAGUGUUGAACCCGACACCAGACAUGGAGCGCUUCACAUUCAGUCCAAUCGGCAACCCGUCAAUGAAGCUGGCGUACUGGGAUGAAUCCGCCUACGUAACGGAAUUAGCCGUUUCCAUGCCGCCCACAAGCUCCGAUGGUAAAUCGGUCCCGAAAGAUGCUGGAGGCUCCAAAUCUAAAGAGACCGAAAAGACCAAGAAGCGCAAAGCGCAGACUUCAGCCAGUGCCGAGGACGGAAGUGCAAAGAAACCCGCGGCGUCACAUUUACAGUUCUGGAGCAAUCGUCACGCCGAAUUGCACGGCAUCGACCAGAAAUCAAGAGAGGGUGGUGAAGCGAACUCGUCAGAUGGCGGUGGUGGUCCGGCGCCGCCAAAUCAAUCUUUUGCUGACCCAAGUCGACAUUGUUGUUAUUUGUGCAUGCGCCAAUUCAACGACGCAGCAGAAGUCAACCAGCACGAACGGCUUAGCGACUUUCACAGACAGAAUCUCCGGGAUGAGAGUAAAGUCAAGAAAGCGACUGCGAAAUUAGCAAAGCAUGGCAUUCAACAUACUGGAUCUGUUCCUAGUAACGAUGAGACUGAUUCGGCGUCCCAGUACCGUGAUCGAGCCAGGGAGCGGCGAAAGAUCUACGGCGUCGUCAACAAGAAGGGCGAACAGGUCGGACCGGGAUCGGGAUCGUCCAAGGUGAAGAAAAUGUCGGAUGACGACGAUCACGGUGGUGACGACGGGCCCGCCGUUGUCCAGUCCAAGGGCGCGUCGCUGUUGAGCAAGAUGGGAUACAGGGCGGGCCAGGGACUUGGAGCCAGUGGAGAAGGCAUGACGGCUCCGAUCGCGCAGAGCGUGUAUGUUGCCGGCGUGGGGUUGGGAGCUCAGGGAGGCAAAGUUGGCGACGCGGUCGAAGAGGCCGAACGGAACACGAAAGGACGGUAUGAGGAUUUUGCCGAGAAGACGAGAGAAGGAGCACGAGAACGGUAUGCGCGGUUGGGGUAG
Messenger RNA from Exophiala spinifera, 1755 nucleotides. RefSeq lists its product as uncharacterized. The transcript has 4 exons. Gene Ontology annotation, biological process: mRNA splicing, via spliceosome. The record is from RefSeq and is a predicted model, not a curated record. Gene Ontology annotation, cellular component: nucleus. Gene Ontology annotation, molecular function: RNA binding. Bases 1 to 1755 code for a protein of 584 amino acids. Lineage: Eukaryota; Fungi; Ascomycota; Eurotiomycetes; Chaetothyriales; Herpotrichiellaceae.